ACUCAGUGCAGAAAGAAGCCGCGGAUUUGAUUUUACGCAGCUAGCGAGCUAGCACGUACUACUGUUUGAGUGGACCGUUUAAUACAUCGUUUUCUCCGAGAAUGACACGAUUCUGCUAGUCAUUGUGUCAGACUUUUUAAAAACAAAAUGAAUCUCGACAGACUUCGAAAGCGAGUACGACAGUAUAUCGACCAGCAACAGUAUCAAAGUGCUCUUUUUUGGGCCGAUAAGAUAGCAUCCCUUUCCCACGAGGAUCCCCAGGAUAUCUACUGGCUAGCUCAGUGCCUUUACCUGACCUCACAGUACCACAGAGCCUCGCAUGCUCUCCGAUCACGAAAACUUGACAAGCUUUAUGGAGCUUGUCAGUACCUUGCUGCUAGGUGCCAUUAUGCUGCCAAAGAGUUCCAACAGGCCUUGGAUAUUCUGGACAUGGAGGAACCUGCUAGUAAGAAGCUGUUGGACAGGAGUGUAAAGGAGGACAGUGGAACAAGAGAAUCGGCCAAGGACUGGGACAUGUCCCCUGCCUCUAUCAGCAGCUCCAUCUGCCUCCUGCGGGGUAAGAUCUAUGAUGCCAUGGACAACAGACCAUUGGCCACCUCCAGCUACAAAGAGGCCUUAAAACUGGAUGUAUACUGCUUUGAAGCUUUUGACCUUUUAACAUCCCACCACAUGUUGACUGCACAGGAAGAAAAAGACUUCCUUGACUCACUGCCUCUGAGUCAACAGUGCACUGAGGAAGAGGAGGAGCUGUUACACUUCCUUUAUGAGAAUAAGUUAAAGAAGUAUAACAAACCCAGUGAUUUGGUGGUGCCAGAGAUGGUCAAUGGUCUACAGGACAAUUUGGAUGUAGUGGUGUCACUUGCUGAGAGACAUUAUUAUAACUGUGAUUUCAAGAUGUGCUACAAACUAACAUCAAUGGUGAUAGUUAAAGACCCCUUCCAUGCCAACUGUUUACCAGUCCAUAUAGGAACUCUGGUGGAGCUUGGAAAAGCAAAUGAGUUGUUUUACCUCUCACACAAACUUGUAGACUUGUAUCCCAACAACCCAGUAUCCUGGUUUGCUGUUGGCUGCUACUAUCUCAUGGUUGGCCAUAAAAACGAACAUGCUCGUCGAUACCUUAGCAAAGCCACCACAUUGGAGAGGACUUAUGGCCCUGCGUGGAUUGCCUAUGGUCAUUCAUUUGCAGUGGAGAGUGAGCACGACCAAGCCAUGGCUGCCUACUUUACUGCUGCCCAGCUGAUGAAAGGGUGUCACUUACCCAUGCUUUACAUUGGCCUGGAGUACGGUCUGACCAACAACUCCAAGCUGGCUGAACGUUUCUUCAGUCAGGCCCUGAGUAUCGCUCCAGAGGACCCAUUCGUCAUACACGAGGUGGCAGUGGUUGCAUUUCAAAAUGGAGACUGGAAGACUGCAGAGAGGCUGUUUUUGGAUGCAAUGGAGAAGAUUAAAGCCAUAGGGAAUGAGGUCACUGUGGACAAAUGGGAGCCAUUGCUAAACAACUUGGGUCAUGUGUGUCGGAAACUGAAAAAGUACAAUCAGGCUCUCGAGUACCACCGUCAAGCACUGGUGUUAAUCCCUCAGCACGCCUCCACCUACGCUGCCAUAGGAUAUGUGCACAGCCUCAUGGGCGACUUUGAGAGCGCUAUUGACUACUUUCAUACGGCACUUGGACUGAAAAGGGAUGACACCUUCUCUGUAACGAUGCUUGGUCACUGUAUAGAGAUGUACAUUGGUGACACAGAUGCCUUUAUAGGCACCGACAUUAAUGACAAAGUGCGAGGCAACUUGAACACUCCAGCACUGAUUAAGAUGCUGAACACAUCGGAGCCUGGUGACCUCCUAGCCACGCCAAGAGUGGAAGACACCAGCAUCACGUCUUUGGAAACACCACUGUCAAAUCAGGACAAGAUGAUGCUGGAGACACCUUUGCGACUCUCUUUAACCUUGGAGUGUGACAUGUACGAGAGUGACGUCAUGUUAGAUACCUUAUCGGACACCAGCACGUGAUGUCAUCCUGUCAGCGUGUGGAGCUGUCACAGCAGCAGGUUGUCAUAGGUACACAUAUCCAAGCCCAGGGACAUUCAACAUUCAAAUCAAAAUGUUGGCACCUGUCCUUUGCCAAAGUUUUACUUUUGGAUUCAUUCUCUUUGUGCAUUCGAUAUGUUUGUUUCUGUAGGUGAUAAAACAGAAAACUGCAUCUGAAGUAUGGUUAUGAGUAAGAAUGAGGGUAAAGUUUCAAUACAGCAACUGCUGUAUGUCAUGUAGGAGUGCACUUUUAAAGGGAAAUGAAUGCCUUGGUGAAGGCUGUUGAGUGUUUUGUUGAGAAUUGGGCCUUGGCUUAAACAUAAAGACAAUGAGAACAUGUGAACUUCUGACACUUGGCUGAACAGAGUGAAAAGCCUCCACUUCUCACAUCAUGACUUAAAGACUGUAAUCUCUUAUUGCUGCCCAUGGCAGGACCCUCCACAUCACUUAACCUGUGGAUUUUCACCUUGAAUUGAGAGCCAAGCAAUU
Molecule: messenger RNA, 2514 nt
Organism: Solea solea (common sole)
Lineage: Eukaryota; Metazoa; Chordata; Actinopteri; Pleuronectiformes; Soleidae
Gene: cdc16
Product: cell division cycle 16 homolog (S. cerevisiae)
Exons: 18
Coding region: 148-2007 (619 amino acids)
Biological process (GO): cell division
Molecular function (GO): protein binding
Source: RefSeq, a predicted model, not a curated record